UCUCGGAAUUCCUAGACGCGGGGCCACGGCGCGCGUCUCCCGGCGCGGGGUUCCUCUCACGCAGCCUCCCAUUCAAAAGAUGCCGAAGGGGCGGCGCGGCAGCCAGAACCCCAAGAUGAGCCAGCGGCCGGCCCCACCCCUCUACUUCCCGUCGCUCUACGACCGGGGCAUCUCGUCGUCUCCGCUGAGCGACUUUAACAUCUGGAAGAAGCUCUUUGUGCCGCUGAAGGCGGGCGGGGCGCCGGCGGCCGGGGUGGCGGGGAUAGCGGGGGUCCGACCCCUGCCUCUGGCACCCCCAGCCACGGUGCCCCCGCCGCCGCCUGGCUUGGGUCCCCCCAGCGAGCGCCCGUGCCCUCCGCCUUGGCCGUCCGGCCUGGCCGCUAUACCCUACGAGCCUCUGCGCUUUUUUUACUCGCCGCCGCCAGGCCCCGAGAUGGCAACUUCAGCCCUGGUCCCCGGCUCCACAACCCCCUGGCUCGCCUCCGCCUCCCACCCCGAGGAGCUGUGCGAGCUAGAGAUCCGGAUUAAGGAGCUGGAGCUGCUCACCAUCACUGGAGAUGGCUUCGACUCCCAGCGCUAUAAAUUCCUGAAGGCGCUGAAAGAUGAAAAGUUACAAGGACUGAAGACGACCAGGCAACCUGGAAAGUCGGCCUCUGUCUCCUGAGGAGCUGCCCUUCCAGGGCUGGGCAGCCACCUCCUUAGGUGUUAGUGCUUAGAUAAUGUGUCCUGUUUGUUGUCAUUUCAAAGAUGGUUAUUUUCUGUUCUGUA
Messenger RNA from Phodopus roborovskii (desert hamster), 768 nucleotides. It is a transcript of the gene CUNH11orf91, whose product is annotated as chromosome unknown C11orf91 homolog. NCBI's taxonomy places the organism in Eukaryota, Metazoa, Chordata, Mammalia, Rodentia, Cricetidae. The coding region runs from base 80 to 664 and encodes 194 amino acids. The record is from RefSeq and is a predicted model, not a curated record. The transcript is spliced from 2 exons.